UUUUUGGGCAAAAAAGUAGAAUUAAUAUCUCACACUGCUCAUGGUCCAAUCAGGUCCUUAUACAAAAGACUCUUUCUUCACUGAAUGGUAUCUUGCAACUGAAGAACUUCAGCAGGUUCCUGAAAAUAUUCUUACCAGAUCAACAAUUGAGAGUAUCUUAGUGGCAAAUGAGUUGCCGAUGGAGUUUAUAAACACUCAUUUCAACCCUCUCAUCGAGUAUUGCGAAGGCAAGAAGAUCACAGAAGUUGAUGAAAACGUAGUAGAACAAUACGCUCAGGAGAUCUUCUCAAGAGCUUGCGCUCAAGGAAUAGCAAUUUCUGAAUAAUUAAAGCAAGAUUCUUCAUUCUAUUGGAAAAUUUUCAAUC
Molecule: messenger RNA, 365 nt
Organism: Moneuplotes crassus
Lineage: Eukaryota; Ciliophora; Spirotrichea; Euplotida; Euplotidae
Source: the annotation of a GenBank genome assembly